UAAAUAAAUAUUUUAUGCAAGCUCAAGCAAAAGUUUAUUAGUUUGAUGCUGAGCCUUAAGUAUCUCACCCAAAAUAUAGAGAUUAAGAUAUUUAUGAAGAAUUGACUGAUCUACCAGAUAAUGAAUCAAGGAUUAAACCAGAUUAUUAUAUAGAUCGACCUGUAUAUAUUAUUUAAUAUUCAAGAUAACACCUGAAUACAAACCAUUACCAAAGGGAAUUGAUGAAUAAACAUAAAUAGAAGAAUAUGAACCAGAUUUAUUUGAUUAUAAAUUAGAAGUGGAGCCAGUUUUAUAGGUUUUGAUUGGAAAAUCUCUUGAAUAGGCUAGAAUGGAAUUGAUUGAAGAAUCAGAAAGAUAAGAAUUAUUAAUAUAAAAGGCUGCUUUUUUAAAAAAAAGAAAUGCUGAAUUAAUUGUAACCCAAAGGAUGGAAACAGCUUAUGUAAGAAAAAAAGAUGAACGAGUAAUAAAAUUAAUAUUUAUAUUUUAGGAAAGAAGAAUCUUGUAACACAAAAAAUAUCAAGAUUAGAUGAAACUGUCAUAAUAGAAAUUUAUAGCUAGAACUCUUUCAAAAAAUGUUAUUAAAGGAAUUAAUUAUAGAAUCUUAAAUGAUCUUUAAAAUUUGGGACUAUUAAGAAAUGAUCAUCUUCUUGAACUUAAAGUAUAAACACUCCCUUGGCUUAUUGAAAGAAUCAAAUAAAAUUGUGAUUAAAUUUAGAAUUCUUAAAUGCGUUUGAAUUCCUUUUUAGAAGAUAUCUAAAACCCAUUGAUUUAACACCAUUAAAUAUAUUAUUAAAAAGAAUAAUUAAAAAGAUAAAAACAUCUAGAUUAAUUAGAAAAAAAAAAAAUAGAAAUUGAAGAGAGAAAAAAAAGAAAAAUAGAAAUUAGAAGAAGAAGAGCAUUAAAAGAAAAAAGAGAUAUAUAAAAAUAAGCUAUUUAUAAUCUAACCAUUUCUAAAGCUGAAUUAUCUAAUUCUAUCUUUUAAGUUAAUAUUUAAGAAGGAAUUUCUGAAAUUGGUUAAAAAGGAGUUGUUUUACAUAUGGAUCUAUUUCUACUUUUAGCUGAAGUUCUUGAUUUAAUUACAGGAGAUUAAAUUCAUUAAAUUGAUGAAUACAUUAUUCAAACCAUUUGGAUAGAUAUUUUAAUUAAUAAAUGCAGUUCAUUUAAUAUUUCUCUAAAUUCUGUUAUGUAACCUAUCAUUUAAGAGGCAUUGAAUAAAAUCGAUGAAGAUUUAUUCAUUUUUGAAAAAAAUGCCAAAUAAUUAACUAUUGAAUUCUUAAGAACUCAGUCACCUUUUUGGUCAUCUUAUGUAUCCUAACAAUUUUCAAAUAAUAUUAGAAAAGCUAUUUUAAAUAAAUUACUUGAUGGUUUCUUUGAAAUUUACUUUAAAUCUGUUAAUUAUAAAGAAACUAAAUAAAAAACUGAACCUUAAAAUUAAACAGAUGAACCUGAAUAGUAAAUAAAUCCUCAAUAACCUACAUAAACAGAUGAUAAUUCAGAAUCUUAAUUAUUAGAUUAAUAAAUUAAUCAAUAAUAGCAUAAAAAGGAUGAUUAGAAUAUACCUGAAAUCACUUAACAUGAUUUAGAUAUGGUUGAAGCUAAAAAAAAAAUUAAUUUAAUCUUUAAAUAACCUCAAACUAAAUUUGAAAAUAUUAGUGCUAUUGUUAAUUUAUUAAUUCCACACUUAAUAGAUGAACAACAAUAAGAUUAAAAUCAAGAGUAACAGACAUAAGAUUUUGAAAAUUAGUAAGAAAUUCCUCAAUAAAUAGAGGAACCUGUUAAAUCUAUAGGUAAAUGGGAUUUUGAUCCAAAAAUUAUUGAUAUUUAUGAUGGGGAAUAACCAUUAAUCUAAGAAGGAGUUAGAGAAAGUAUUGAUUCUAUCUUUUAAUACUCAUUUUAAGAUUAAGUAAUUGUAAAUGAUGAAAGAGCUAUUGAAUUUGCUAGAAUGCAGAUUUACGAUUUUUUAAAAGAAAAGUAUAUAUUAAACUAUUUAAAAUUAGAUUGGAAUCUUUUAUGAGUGUACCAGAUUUUUCGAGUCUGUAAUUUAAAAAAUUAAAGCAUACUUAUCCUAACAUUCCAAUAUUUGAUUUUUUAUUAUGA
Messenger RNA from Paramecium sonneborni, 2097 nucleotides. The record is from the annotation of a GenBank genome assembly. NCBI's taxonomy places the organism in Eukaryota, Ciliophora, Oligohymenophorea, Peniculida, Parameciidae.